Oreochromis aureus is the source of this 598-nucleotide messenger RNA. Its product is annotated as B-cell receptor CD22-like. Lineage: Eukaryota; Metazoa; Chordata; Actinopteri; Cichliformes; Cichlidae. The transcript is spliced from 2 exons. The record is from RefSeq and is a predicted model, not a curated record. Bases 8 to 598 code for a protein of 196 amino acids.
CACAGUAAUGAUUCCCACACUGACAGAGGGACAGCAGGCCACACUGACCUGCACUGCUCCUGGUCUCUGCUCUGGAUCUGUUCCUCAAAUCACCUGGACAUGGAGAGGAGCAGGAGGGACUGAAUCUUACAUUACAGGAAACAGCACUGCUUUCAAGACUGAGAGUCUGACUGAUGUAACACAGAGACAUGUCUCAACUUUGACCUUUAACCCUUCAGCUGAACACCACAACACCAAUGUCACCUGUAAAAUCCACUUCACAGGUGAAAUGACUACAGAAAAGACUUCAGGUUUGAAAGUAAACUAUGUGAAGGAGGUUAACAUCACUGGUGUUACAACUGUCAGGGACAGUGAGGCUCUGAAUCUGACCUGCAAUGUUCACAGUUUCCCUCCAUCUCUGAUUAUUUGGUCUAAACUUGGUUCCAAUGAAAAGCUUCACACUGACCCUGGAUCAGCCAAUCUUGUCAUCACCAAUGUAACAGCAGGAGAUGCUGGACAGUACGUCUGCACAGCUAAAUAUAUGAACAAAAGACUGAAGGACAAAGUCAACGUCACAGUGAUAUGUGAGUACACAGCUUUGGACAGAAUAUAUUUCUAG